Molecule: messenger RNA, 2352 nt
Organism: Tetrahymena thermophila SB210
Lineage: Eukaryota; Ciliophora; Oligohymenophorea; Hymenostomatida; Tetrahymenidae
Product: 50S ribosome-binding GTPase
Exons: 2
Molecular function (GO): GTP binding
Source: RefSeq, a predicted model, not a curated record
AUGGCAAGUAAAUGCUAUACCUUAGUGUAUGGAUUGACGGGAUCAGGAAAAAGCUCAUUACUAAAUGUUUUGUGUGGUAUGGAUUUUACUUCUAAAAAUAAAAAGCUUGCUUUCAAUAAAACAAUCUUUGAUGUUUCAGCAGAUUAAAAAUCAUUAACAUAAAACUAUCAAGAGGAAUCCUUGAAUAAUAUAAAUAUCAAUUUUGUGGAUACACCUGGAUGCAAAGACACUGAUAUUUUAUAGAGGAUAAAUAAUCUUUAUAAAUUACACUCAUACUUUAAGGCAGAGGAUAACCUACAAAAAUAAUUUAAGUUCAUAUUUUUGAUCAGUGAACCAGAAAUAGUUGCAAUAAGAGGCUAAGAAAUUCGUAUCCUAAUGGAUGAAUUAUUUCAAUUAUUCAAAAAUAUUGAAAGUUUUUAAGAUUCUGCCCUUGUUGUAUUCUCAAAAGUUCGUCCAUAUUCAUUAGAUUCAGAAGAUUAUUAAGAAUAAAUUUAAUAAUUGAGAGAAGAUUUUCUGAAAAUUUUGACUGAUAACUAAAACGAUUAAAGGAGCAAAAAGAUUUUAUAAUUCUUCGAAUCAAUUUCUGAAUAGAAUUUUUUAACUUUUUCAAAUCCUCAUACUACAAAAGAAUGUAAUAUUGUAAAAACUGAGAGAGAUGCUAUUCUUCAUAUUUUGAAAGACAAAAUUCAAUCUGUUAACAAAAUAGAAUUAAAUACUGAACACAAACUGGAUCAUUAAGUGAAAGGAUUUAUGAAAUAAAAAUUUGAUCAAUUUUAACAAUUGAAAAAUGAAACAAAUAAACUGAUUUUUGAUUAUUUAGUUAAAGAAGUAAUUGAAGAAGCUGAGAAUAAACAAGAAUUAAAAACUCAACAGCUGAAGCAGAUAAAAUAAGAAAUUUAAGAAUUUAAAUGUUAUAAGGAUUGGCUUGAAAAAAUAAAUUGUUGUCCUCAGAAAAGAAAGGAAUUAGAGGAACUCUAUGACAAUUUACUAAAAUAUAACACUAUUGAGAUAUGUCCUAAAGAAAAAUUUAAUUUAAAUGAUGAGAUUAAAUUUAUUGAUCAAAUAACAAAUUAAAUUUUUAAAUAACUUGAUGGAUAGACUUUAACCUUGAAAGCAUUUUAUUUACACAGCUCUGAAAUGGAUGUAAUUCUUAAAAAUUACAGCAACUCUAACUUAAAAAAAUUAAUAAUAAUCGUAGAGCAUGCAUUUAUUUUUGAUUCAAAGUUAUUUUCUUUUCAUGGAGGGUAGUUAGCUUUGAGAUGCAAAAAAUUUAUCAUCUCCGAGUUUGCUCAAAAGAUAGACUUAUCAGGACAGAGGAAUAAUGAUAUCAAUUAUCAAUUUAAAUAAAAUUCUGCAAAAAAUGGUGAGGAUGGGAGAGAUCAGUAAAAUGGGGAAGACGGAGAAGACGGUUUACCUGGAAAUCCUGGUGAAAAUGGAGGUUACUUUUUAAUGUCUAUUGAAAAUAUCUCAGGAAUAAUCUCUAAAAAUAAUAACAUUUUAUAAGUAGAUGUAAGUGGAGGUUAAGGAUAUGAUGGCUAAAAUGGAGGUAAUGGUGGAAAAGGAGGAAAAGGAUAAAAUGGUGAUUUGGAAGGUAUUUAAUAGAGAAACCAAUCCUAUUUGAAAUAUGUAGCAGAUGAAACAGGAAUUCUUAAAAAUGUUCUUUCAUUAAACAAACAAUAUGCGUUUUUUUAUGAAUCUUAAGGUUAAAAAGGAUUUAAUGGAGGGAAUGGUGGAAAAGGAGGAUCUGGUGGUUUUUAAGGAAAUCAUGGAGGUUUUAAGAUUGUUUCUUGGAAUGAGAACUAAAUUCACAGCUCCCUUAUCCAAGAAAUAAAAAGGGUGGAACUUAAAGGAAUAGAUGGUAAAUGUGGUCAAGCUGGAUAUGGAGGAGAAGGGGGAGAAAAUGCUAAUGGAAUUUAUAAAGAUGAAUUUAUUUGUCCCAGAUUAAGAGGAAUUGCAUCAAAAAUGAGUGAAUUUAAAUAAAAUAAAACAAAUGAUUUUAUUGAUAAAUUAAAAGAAUAUGAAGGCACUGCAGCAAACUAUUAUGUUAACGGAGCUAUAGCAAUUACUAGUUUAGCUUCUGGAGAAGCUGCAGUUUCAGCAGGUAUAGUGACAUUAGCAAGAUUUAUUGCCUUGCCAGUUGGUAUAACUCUAUCUACCGUUCAAGGAUUAGUGAGUACAUAUAUGGCUAUGAAUGGUAAUGGAUUUAUAGAUGGACCUCAAUUCCGUGGUAGAGCAGAAAAUGGAGACAAAGGAAUUUAAAAUUAGUCCCUCAAUAUAAAAAAUCUGAAAUAUCCUGAUAAAACAAACUUUAGCUUUAGAGAACUAAUAAAGCAUGUGUAAUAAUCAUAAUGA